AUGGAGGGGAAUUGUCGCGCGGAAAGGGAACGUGGAUUGUAUAGGAACACACCUGGGUCAGCCGGAACAACCCUCCCGGAUAUGGCAAGGGAAAACGGACCAAACUCUCUCUUUUCGGCCGUUUUUUCCUUGGCAUUCUGUCUCUGUUUACGCCUCUUGGCCGCAGGGUAUAAUUUUUGACUGGAGAUACGCGUGUUUUUUCUUUUUUUUUUCUUUAAAAGAGCUCUUAAUAAGUAAUUGUUGCUUUAGGGAAUGUGAAUUCAGAGUCCGGGACUUGAUGUCUGAGGAUAAUUUAUAUAAAGAGGAGCCGCGUAAGUUCAAACUAAUUAAGUAAAAGAGUUCCAGAAAUACAAAACGGGAAUGGGAAAAAUAAGACAGAGGACUUUGAGUCCCUGCAGUCCCCCUUUAUUACCCCGGCCAUCUCCAGAAGUCGGCCCAGUAGGAUCCCCCAAAAUAUUCAACCAAAAAAGGGGAUUCUGAAGAAUCGGGUAAGAGAAAAAAUAAACUUAAUACUCUUACAGGACUAUAUUAACAAUAAAAAUUAUACCGACAUAUCCCCCGUAUCGGUUACAAAUUCGACGGAAGUUGGGGCAAUUAGAACCACGUUAUGCUACACAUUGCCCGAAAGAAGCCCCAAUUCUAUACGACCGACCGUCGGAUUCUCGGAGAGAAACGCCGGUAAGUGGUCAUAACGGAAAUUAUGAUGACAAUAAUUACAGUAGCCAUCAUUGGAGAUACCUCAGAUGAGUACGAGAGUGAUGCCAGGAACUCCUUGCCUUUAACAGUCCCUUCAAUGCCUCCAAUUCCAGAGACAACAUUGGUUUUGGAACCUCAGAAAAUGGUCAGGUAAACAUUAUACACCUCAUAUUAGUUAUAAAAGUAUGAAGUUUAAAAAGCAAUCAUGGAACAUAACCCAUAAUUUUAUAGUAUUGAAUCAGACAAUCCGAAUUAUAUGAAUGGAUUUAUAAUGACCGAAAGGAGUAAUGAAUCCACUCCAGAACGAAGUCAAGACGAUUCUAAGAUCACGGAAGGAAGAAGUACGGAAGAUAUGGCCUCGACCACUGAAGAUGAUCAGAUCAGCAUAUCCUCUUCCACUUGCAGCUCUCACAUUGCUGGGAAGUGGUGGAAUGGAAAGGAUACAAGGUAAGAUUAGUCUACAUUAUAGUGUUAAUAACUUUCAGAUAUAUUCUUCAUUGUGAAAAGAAAGGAUGUAAUCACAAGCACGGGGAUCAGCCAAGGCCUGGGGAACAAUAUUUAACGCCGACUCAGCGGUUUAAACAAGAGAUCUCGUUACUCAAAAAACAGAAAAAGUAUGAAAGUAUAAUCUUGAUGAGUAUUUUUUAGGAAAUUGGAAGAAGAAAUAAAAUUAAAAGAUGGGGAGUUGCUGGAACAUCGAGAGAGAUUCAAACAGAUCGAUGAGAGUAUUGUGUUACAUCAUGACAGCCAGUUGAUGACAUUAUUGGACAAAAAAGAAAAGAAAUUUGAAGCCGAGAAAGAACGGAUGUACCAUGACCAUAUUAGAGUAGUGGAAGAAUUAGAGUCACAAAUCUUCGAGUUAAAGUAAAUUCUUUUUACUUUACUUUACAUUAAUUUAGACAAACAUUGAACCAAAAGAAUCUGGUGAUUGAGAAAACGGAAGCCAUAAUUAAUGUGCCGAAACAAGACGUUUCUACCUUGACUGAGCCUGCAGAUGUGACCGAUGAAUCGCAACAAGUGCAUCAAGUAGAUGGUCAAUUGGGAGGUCAGUCCACUCUCACAACUCCUAAUGAUCCGAAUCCCAAUGUCAAUUUCCUCGCAGUUAACGCGACCUCAGCUCAGACCUCUCCCAUGGGUCCGCCUCCUCCGAUUGCAAUCACCGAAGUGCCUUCAGGUGAUCCCUUGACGGAGGCCUUCAGGAUUGAAGCCUUGUUUUGGAGGGAGAAGGCGGCCCAAUUGGAGAUCAUAGUGAAAGAUCAGCUGAUCAGAAACGAUCUGGAUACCCUACAAUUGGUCAAUGACUCCCUUCAAACAACUGUAGAUCAAUCGAAUCCAGGGAGUGCUAUGACCUCAGAGUCCAAUAUCAAGGGAUUGGUCGACGAUGCCACGGAAAAGAGAAGGAAAUUCACAACUCAGAGGACGAUGACCAUGGCGAGAGACCCCUCCAAUUACAGUAUCCCUGCACUAAUUGAGGCUCAGGAAUGCCGGAAUCUAAAUUGUAUUGAGCAGAAGAAACUUCUGAAUGAAGAAAAUGAAGAUCUGAUCCAGAAGGUGAGUUUACCCAAGAGAUUUCUGCUCUUUAUGGUUUUUCGUGUCCAUCGCCGUACAUCUGAUGUCGCAUGUCCCUUUGUUUACAGCUCAAAAUUAUUCAAACGUGUCACAUUUUAUGUUCGCACUUUUAUUGUAAAUUUUUUCAAAACUAAAAGUUAUUUACUUAUAACUUUAUUCCAAAAGUUUAUUUUCUGUGUAACUCUACUCUGGAUAUCCCUAAUCUGCUCAAAUUUUAUGUUAUCCCUAUGUUUUCCGCUGCUGCCAUAUAAUGAAUAAAGUAUUUAUUGUCAGAUGGACACUCAAUUCGCCCGGAAUGCAGAACUAGAAGCAGAGCUGAGCAGUCUGAAAGAAUUACACGAGGAAUUAGGGAAACAGCACUCGGAACUGAAGAAAUCGUUCGAAGAAUUGGCCGAACUGGCAGAAAAUAGAAUGGCCGAGAUCAAGAGUGGCCAGAUGGCCAUGGAGAGGAUGCAGGUAAUUAAUUUUAAAUCAAAUUUGAAGAUAAAAAUUUAAAAUUCGGAAUCAGCGGGAAUGGGGCGAAAUGUCACUUUGAAAUUUAGUUGAAAAUUUUUCUUUGUAAUUUCUGUAUUGUUUUUUUUUAAAUAUUUUAUAAUUAUUAAUUUUCUUCAGGACGAGAAAGAGAAGCUCCAGCAGGCGUUCAAUUACCUUGAGGACAAAGCCGUGGCCUAUCGAAACACAAUCUUGGAUAAUAAUCUUGUGGUAAAAGGAGAGAACACUUCGGAAUGGCACCGGGGAUUCACAGAUCCUCAGUUCACUCUUCUCCAUUCCAUCAGAGUCCAGACUGAUCUAACUACAGCCGAAUUGACGUUCAACGAAAACGAAUUCGCUCUUAUCUCGGUACAAUUGAGAGAAAUCCAGAAAGAAUAUUCGGAUCGGCAGAUCGAUCUGGAUGCCCAAUUUGAGGAGAUCAACAAGGGAUUAGCUCUCAAGUCCCAACUUGUAGAAAAAUUAAGUCGACAGUUGGAGAUGGCUGCAGCGGAAUCUCAGAUCUUCGAAAAAAAUCGACAGGACGAGAGAGAUUAUUACAAGAAAAAGCUGGAAACAAUCGGAAGAGAAGUUGAGAAGUUGCCGGGUUUGCAAAUGGAAUUAGAAAGAGCACAACAAGUAAUACUUGUAUAUUAUACGUACAUUUGAAUGUUUAUCAUUUCAGGAGAAAAGUAUUUUGGAAAUUCAAUUGAAGGGGAUAAGAGAACAAUACGAAGAUGGGCUGGAGAGUGCGUUAGAAGUGUCGCUGCAGAAAUCUCAACAACAAGAAAAGUACUGGCAGGAGAAAUUGAUCUCUGUGGAAAGAGCCAAGAAUCGGAUUAAAGUAAGAGAAUUGGUUUACUCGGUGUGCGUAAGACUAGUAAUAUUAUUAUGACUUUCAGAAUAACUUGGAACAGUCGAUGCUGGAUUAUGACAAUUUGAAGAUAAAAAGUCAAGUGGAGAAGACUGAUUUGGAACAACGAUUGGCAUCCAGUAUUCAGCAUAUUGCAUUUUUAAAUGCGAAGGUAAGUGCCCCUUUUUUCAGUAAGAACAUUUUGAUAUUGUAGUUGAAUCCUCCGGUCAGGGAUGCUCAAUGUGAAGCCAAACCUCGGACCGUCAACAAAUACGUCGCCUGUCGUCCAAAUCAGCGGCAUAAGAAUGUCGAAGUAGAUAAGAGGGAGUUACAAUUGAGCAAAAGUGAUGAGGAUAUCCAAAAAUUAUUCAAAUACAAGGAAGCUUUUACAAAGACAAGAAUCGAGCUGUCUAAAAUCCAGGAGAACCAGAUCAAGAGCAACAUCAUCAAAUCCAAACCUGUUGAGGUAAAGCAACCUGACCAAACGCAUCCAUUAAUUAUUCCACCACAACAAAGACCGCAAUCUUACGCGGUUAAAAAGUCAGGGACAGUUCUUAGUCUAGAUCAGGUGUUAUUCGAUAAGGACAAGGGAGUUCAGUUGCCCGAACUGCGGAGAGAGCAAAGUCUGAACGAGAUUUCUACGGUAUCCUCACCCAUGAUCUUGAUCAGAGAUGAUUCCGCAUCAACUUCUUAUUCUCAGCAUGAAGGAAGUAAAGAAACGGCCGUUCAGACUGUAGCCGAGAACCAUGAAGACAUUCAGUAUGGUGGGAUUCAAGAUGACAAAUCGAGUAUGACCGAUUUGAUGGAUGAGAUAUCAUUAUGUUCAUUGGAGGAGAUUAAGAAUAUGGAGAAACAAACAAGGCAGUUACAAGACGAGGUGCUACUGUUAAGGGCUAAAGCGGCGGAGUCUGAUACCUGGAUGGAAAAAAUAUCACGAAUCCAGUUUAUGUUGCCCCAGGCUGUGAUGUUGGUGUAAGUGAGAAUUGUUUUUAUCGUAUUCUUGUUUUACAAAAGAAGUAAUCUAUUCAAUUUUAGUGAUGAUGAAGACACUCCAGCUUUUGGUUACACAGCGAUUGGCCAAAUUUUGGAUUCUGCGAUUGAAUUCCUGGACCAGAAAACUAGGCAAUCAAGGAGUCCUUUGAAACGGCAGUCUUCCGAACCCGAUCUCAAACUCUCCGUUCAUUCACUUGAAGCCUCCACUGACACUAAAUUCAAACCUCUUCCCAUUCCUGAUAAAUGGGAUAAUGAAAGACAGGAAUUACUUCGUCAGAAUGCUCAUUACGCCGCACAAUUACUUGCUUUGCAAGCAAAACUAAGUAGAUUACAAGGAGAAGAAACGAAGGAACCAGAACAGAAGACCCAGCUGGAUGAAUUGGAAGGAGAUCUCAAGGAAUUGGCUAGACAAUUGACUACUGUCCCCAUUUAUAACGCAGAACAAUUGGCAAAGGCCAGGAAAGAAAGGGAUACCCUCAGGAUUGAAAUUAUUGAUCUCAGGACGAAGCUCAGAGAUGCCUUGAAUGAACUCCAAAUAUUCAGAAUUGAACCAACAGCUGAUGCGCAGAAGCAUUGGGAUGAUGUUAGACUUGGAAGAGGUCGGAGUGCGGAGAGAUUGGACGACGGAUUGGCUGGAGCAGAACUGAGGAGAUGGAAGGAAUCCGCUGGAGUCUCGUUUAGAGAAGUCAAUCGCCUGAGGCUAUAUUUGAAUAAAUUGGAAGAGGAGACUUUGAACAUGAGGACACAGACAGCUAUAUUGAGAGGAGAGAUGGAACUGGCCAAGUGUCAAACAGAAUUGGCUAAUCAAUGGGCCGUCAGAAGAAGGAUAGAAUUGAAGAUUGAACCAGGAAGGAGAAGAUCAAUGUCUUCGUUGUAUCUCAAGACUGUUAAGGAUCAUAAGAAUAGGUAAACCCAGGCUUCUAUUAUAUGUAUUAUGUUACAGUAAUGGUUUUAGCAUGAAUACUCGUAGGUCCAUGGAUCGACUUAACAAGGCUGCUGAUAACACAACAAACGAACUCCAGAUAGUACAACAGGCGUUCCGAAAACAAGUUAAUGGAUUGAAACAAAAGAAUAAUGACCUGGAGGAGAAAGUCAAGUUAUUAAACGACAAGAUUGAGACUAAUGUAGGUUGGACACUCGGACUGUUGAUAAAAAUGAAACGUUCUUUUAGAAGAAAGAGAUGAUUAAAAUAACAGAACACGAGGAAGUAGUGGGUAAAUUAAAUAGCCAGGUGGUUUUAUUGCAAAAUGAAAAUAAUAUGUAUGAGAUGAAAAUACGAGACAUUGAAGAUGAGCGACAGCAAAUGUACUUGUUGAUGUUCCGGAAAGGACAACAAGCAGCUCAUCAUGAGAUUUCAGAAGUAAGUAAACAAAACUAACAUAAGAUUUUGUGUUUAGGAGAAGGCUCUGGAUGAGAUGACUGAAGAUAAAAUGCUUCUUAAAUUCCUUCACGAUGCCUUUUAUUAUUAUCUUCUGAACCGAGGGGACUCCCGAGAGCAUCUACAGGCCAUCAUGACCAUGUUAAACUUUACGAGUAAACAGAAGGAUGAAGUGUACAGAAGAAGAGGAAAGUCUCAGUAG
Bursaphelenchus xylophilus (pine wood nematode) is the source of this 6159-nucleotide messenger RNA. Lineage: Eukaryota; Metazoa; Nematoda; Chromadorea; Rhabditida; Aphelenchoididae. The record is from the annotation of a GenBank genome assembly.